CUCUCAACCGAGUUCAACUACCUUCCCCCACUCUUUCCUAUCAAUCCCCACUAUGGAUCGUUCUUCUGUCUUCACUAUCGAUACUGGUCUUCCAAAAGAUGACAGUCAACCAGAUGAUCAGCCAGGUGAAGUCCAGCGUGCCUUCCGCUCCUUUAUACUGGAGUUCCGCUUGGACAACAAUUUCAUCUAUAGGUGAGUUUGGAUCAUCCGAACUUCACAUCUGAAGACGGUUUCUAAUGCGCUAGGUUUAGAGAUGUCCUACGAACGAAUGUACUCAUCAAGAAAUACAUGCUCGAUGUCGACAUGGCCCACUUGAUCUCCUUCAACGAAGAGCUUGCUCAUAGACUUGCUAAUGAACCCGCUGAGAUUAUUCCUAUUGUUUGUCUCCCAUUGCUCCUGUUUGCUCCCUUGUAUUUUGCUAAUUUUUCUCAAGUUUGAAAUUGCCAUAAAGGAGUGUGCCAAACGCAUGUUCUUUCCUGGUGCUGAUUCAUCUCGCGGGUUCCCAGAAUGCCAAUUGAUCCUCCAUUCAACUGCCAACAUGAUCUCUAUCCGUGAUCUCAAUGCCUCGUACAUCUCUAAGCUUGUCCGGAUACCGGGUAUAGUUAUCGGCGCUUCAACGUUAUCAUCGAAAGCUACCGUCCUAAGCAUAAUGUGCCGCGAUUGUAGUAACACUAAGAAAAUACCUGUGGGCGGGGGGUUCCAGGGGAUCUCUUUACCUCGAGUUUGCGAUAGGCAACAGGUACAAGGGGAGGAGGCUCAGAAGUGCAGCCUGGAUCCAUUUUUUGUUGUCCAUGAGGGGUCUACUUUCAUAGACCAACAGGUAUUAAAGCUCCAAGAGGCCCCGGAUAUGGUGCCCGUUGGUGAGCUCCCUCGCCACAUCCUUGUUAGCGCAGAUAGAUACCUCGCCAAUAAGGUAGUUCCUGGGUCCCGUUGCACUGUUAUGGGCGUUUUCUCAAUCUACCAAUCUAAAGGUGGGAAGGGUCCGGCGGCGGCGGUUGCUAUUCGAAAUCCGUAUAUUCGUGUUGUAGGCAUUCAAUCCGAUGUUGAUGCCAGCGCAGCUGGGAAUGCAUCGUUUACGGAAGAGGAGGAGCAAGAGUUUUUAGAGCUCUCUCGGAAUCCCAAUCUCUACGAGAUGUUCGCCAACUCGAUUGCCCCGUCGAUUUACGGUAACGCCGAUAUCAAGAAAGCUAUUGCAUGUUUACUUCUCGGUGGCUCCAAGAAGAUUCUUCCAGAUGGAAUGAAGCUCCGUGGUGACAUUAACGUCCUAUUACUGGGAGAUCCCGGUACAGCCAAAUCCCAAUUGCUCAAAUUUGUGGAAAAGGUGUCUCCUAUAGCAAUUUACACCUCUGGGAAGGGGUCUUCAGCAGCCGGUUUAACAGCUUCCGUUCAGCGCGAUAACAAUACCCGCGAAUUCUACCUGGAAGGAGGAGCUAUGGUCCUUGCGGACGGUGGUGCGGUCUGUAUCGAUGAGUUCGAUAAAAUGCGAGACGAGGAUCGAGUAGCUAUCCACGAGGCUAUGGAACAGCAAACCAUUUCUAUCGCCAAGGCAGGAAUCACUACAAUUCUCAAUGCUCGAACCUCGGUACUAGCUGCAGCAAAUCCGAUCUUCGGACGAUAUGAUGACAUGAAGAGCCCUGGCGAGAACAUCGAUUUCCAGACAACCAUUCUUUCCAGAUUCGACAUGAUAUUCAUUGUCAAAGACGAUCACAACCCCGAACGAGACGCCACCAUGGCAAAGCACAUCAUGGGCCUGCAUAUGAAUCAGCUUCCUCAAGGUGAAGAGGAAACGGGAGAUAUCAGCGUAGCCAAGAUGAAGCGUUAUAUCACCUACUGCAAGACUCGAUGCGCACCCCGACUUUCCCCAGAAGCAGCCGAGAAGUUAUCUUCUCACUUUGUAUCUAUUCGAAAGCGGGUCCACCAGGCAGAAGUGGACGCAAAUGAACGCUCCAGUAUUCCUAUCACGGUCAGGCAAUUGGAGGCUAUCAUUCGUAUCACCGAAUCGCUUGCAAAGCUUAGCUUGUCACCCAUUGCCACAGAAGACCAUGUUGAUGAGGCUAUCCGUCUAUUCUUGGCGUCUACAAUGGAUGCAGUCGGACAGGGCGCUGCAACCAGCAGUGAGUUGAUGGAGGAGAUUAACAAGGUUGAAGCAGAGCUGAGGAGACGUUUGCCGAUUGGCUGGAGCACAAGUCUCGCCACUCUCAAAAGGGAGCUAUGCGUUAAUAAGGGCUACUCGGAGGCGGCGCUGAGCAGAGCAUUGGUGAUCAUGAGUCGGAGGGAAACCAUACAGUUCAGGAGCGGUGGUGGGAGUGUCUUUAGAAGCGGUGCCUAGUUUUGGGUUUAUGAUUUGUGUUCGUUAUGGCGGGAGGAGUAAUACCUUGAUUGUUUAUGGGAUUGGGGAAGGCCGGAUUUGGAGACGAAUGAUGCGGGAUGAUGCAUACCCAUAUUUGUUCAUUACGGUCAAAAUUAAGUCCUUCUACAUUAUGGCGCAAUACGCUGUAUCCUUCCCAUCUGCCAUGAUUACAACUUGCCCCGCUCUCCCGGUAAAUGAAAUGAAGCACCCUCUAAUGCAUUCGCCAACAGUGCAAUAUGCCAAAGCCCUCAAAAAGAAAAAAGAAAAAGAAAAACAGCCAGCUCAAGCUCCUUCCGCGGCGGAGUUCACCAAGCUCAAGUAUGCCCCCCAGAGAAUUCCCCAACUGGAGGCGAACGGCAAUUGAAACCUCAAUGGAAUAAGCCUGAAGUUAACCAUCUGGACGGCUGGCCAGAGAAUAUAAUUCGAUCGC
Tuber aestivum (summer truffle) is the source of this 2780-nucleotide messenger RNA. Lineage: Eukaryota; Fungi; Ascomycota; Pezizomycetes; Pezizales; Tuberaceae. The record is from the annotation of a GenBank genome assembly.